Molecule: messenger RNA, 1827 nt
Organism: Ylistrum balloti
Lineage: Eukaryota; Metazoa; Mollusca; Bivalvia; Pectinida; Pectinidae
Product: solute carrier family 23 member 2-like
Exons: 11
Coding region: 1-1827 (608 amino acids)
Biological process (GO): transmembrane transport
Cellular component (GO): membrane
Molecular function (GO): transmembrane transporter activity
Source: RefSeq, a predicted model, not a curated record
AUGGAUGAAACUGAAAUUACCAAUACUGCCGAAAUCAUAACUGAAGACGACAUUUCGAAACAUUCAUUUUUACCGGAAGAAAGAUUUGUACCGGAAAAGGUGGAUAGGAUCGAGAUCGAACGUGAAGAUCUAAAACACAGGCUUCUUUACAAUGUGUCUGAUCAAACGCCUAUACACAUAGCCAUCUUUUCUGCUUUUCAGCAAGUCCUGAUAGGAUUGUCCACUUCGCUUGCCGUAUCGUCAUUCGUUGCUGAUGUAACAUGUGCUUCCGAAUUUCCGGACAUAAAGACCGACCUCCUCAGCACGACUCUACUUAUGAAUGGAGUGACAACACUACUGAUAGUUACUAUUGGCACCAGGAUACCAGUUUUUCAGGGAGCUUGUGCCGACUAUGUAGUGCCACUACUAGCCAUACAACUAGUGAACAAAGAUUUCUGUAAACUUCCCGCAAAUGGUACAUUGACCAAAGGAAAUUUCAGCCAACUAAAUGCAACAUUGGAUGACGUUAGUCGAAAGAGAGAGCAUGCCUUUACAAAGUUACAAGAGUUCCAGGGUUGUCUCAUGUUGGUGGGCGUCAUCCAUACUCUGGUCGGAAUGACUGGCACUGUGGGCUUCCUCCUUAGGUUUAUAGGUCCAAUCACAGUGGUACCUACUAACCUACUCAGUGGCAUUUUUCUGUCAAGGGCAACCGUCAAAUUCUGCAGGACUCACUGGGCCAUAGCUUUGGUAACGGCUGGGACAUCGAUAAUUUUGUCACAGUACCUCGGUGAAAAGAAAAUGCCGUACCCACGCUGGUCCAGGAAGAGAGGUUUUUACUGGAGCUGGUAUCCCUUCCACCAAGUCUUCUCGAUUUUGAUCGGUAUACUGGUAGGCUGGGGAAUGUCGGCUCUCAUGACAGUUACAGGAGCACUGACAGAUGAUCCCAACGAUUUCCAGUAUAUGGCAAGAACAGAUGCACGGUCAGGAAUCAUCAAGGACGCCAACUGGUUUAAAAUGCCUUAUCCUAAUCAGUUUGGAAGGCCGUCUUUCAAUGCUGGCAUUUUCAUUGCAUUUCUCAUUGCAACCAUAACGUCGAUCCUCGACUCUAUUGGUGAUUACUACGCAUGUGCAAGAGUCUGUAACAUUCCUCCUCCUCCACGACAUGCAGUUAACCGUGGGAUAGCUGUUGAGGGAUUUGGUAGUACCCUGUCUGGACUUUUUGGUUGUGGUCAUGCCACUACAACUUCCGGUGGAAAUAUCGGUGCCUUGGGAGUCACAAAGGUAGCGAGCAGGGACGUGUUUUGGUGGGUUUCUCUCAUUUACGUGGUAUUUGGUCUUGUUGGAAAAGUCUCGGCAAUCUUCAUCACAAUUCCGUUACCUGUGCUCGGUGGCGCUAUGAUGGUAAUGUUCGCAAUGUUUAAUGGCGUCGUGCUGUCAAACCUUCAGGUCGUAUCAUUGUCUUCUACACGGAACAUGGCAGUUAUGGGAACUGGACUUUUAAUGGGAUUAAUGGUGCCUUAUUGGCUUGAAGCUUUCCCAGAGGACAUUAGUACAGGAAGCCCAUAUUAUGACAAUAUUUUGAAAACUCUCCUUCUCAAUCCCAACCUUUGUGGAGGAGUGACAGCAUGUAUCCUCGAUAACACCGUGCCAGGUACACUUGAAGAAAGAGGGAUUACAGCUUGGCAGAACCCCGAAGAGGGAGAUAACUCUGUUAAGUACAGCGAAGGAUUAGAUGUAUAUAACCCUCUUAUCCCUGCAAAAUGGAUGUCAUGGAGAAUCAUGAAAUACAUCCCAUUUUGUCGGUACCAACCUGUACGCUCAGGCGACAUAAACAAUCACAUAGGAUAA